AUGGAGAUUGAGAUAUUGUCUACCAUUGGGUCAAAAUCACUUGGAAAGAUUACAUUAAAUGAAGAUGCCACUGUAAAAAAUGUUAAGGAAAAAAUUUAUCAAAACUUGAAGAAGUCGCUGUACCCUGAAAGGCAAUCAAUCAAGCUAGAAGCUAAAGGGAAGUCAUUAAAGGAUGAAACCACUUUAAAAUCUAUAAAUGUUCAUGAUGGUGCUAAGCUUUUUGUCUCAGAUCUUGGACCACAAGUGUCGUACAAAAAUGUAUUUUUAGCUGAGUAUGCCGGACCACUAUUUGUUUACUUGUGGGUUUACCAAAGACCGUGGAUCUUUUACGGAGAACAAUCUUCAACACCUGGAACUGUUGCUAAGUAA
Molecule: messenger RNA, 369 nt
Organism: Parnassius apollo (apollo)
Lineage: Eukaryota; Metazoa; Arthropoda; Insecta; Lepidoptera; Papilionidae
Source: the annotation of a GenBank genome assembly